GCAAGGUCCGAUGGCUCCGGUACCUCAACCAAAUAUGGUAGCCGCAGGAAUGAGCCCCCAUUCAACAGCAGGAUUUGUCCCGCACCCAAAUUUCCCUGGUGUCCAGUCUUUCCCAGGCCAGAUUUAUACCAAUUCACAAUAUCCAAUGAUGGGAAUGCCUCCAUUUAUGGGACAACAGAUGUACGGGCUCCAGAUGGCAGGAGGAGGAACAUUUUAUCCUCCACAAGCUGCCAUGGUACAACAACAACAACAGCACUCGCAGCAACAACAGCAACAACAGCCAUCCCAGGGAGAACCGCAACAACAGCAGACAAGACGCCGCCCAAAUGCUGCCAUACCCAUCAAACCCCCGCAAGAAAGAACCUGAACUGUCGUCAACAACACCCUUACUGCGCAAUUAAAUGAAAGUACGGCUCCAAGCCGUGCGUGGAUGGAGAAGGAAAAAUUAGAUCAAGUUAUGAGUCCAGAUGUUCUAAAAGGAGGAAAAGAACAAAUCUUGCUCGAAAAGGGUUCUUUAUUGAUGUUAGACCAUGUACCCAGAUGUGUAAACGAUGAUUUUUUUCCGUUGAAAGGAGAUGCAGACGUAAUAGUGGGUCUUGCAUCACGUAAUGUCUUUUUACACCGCAGAACUACCCAGACAGUUGCCGCAAAUGUUUUUCAGGCUUCGAGAAAUAGUUUUAAAAUGAUCAGGUGAUGUGUUAACCCGUCUCACUCUGAAAAAAAAUGGCAUUUUUUCUGACACAUGUCUCGGUUUGUGCUGGGCAAAAAUUUUAGUUCAAAUUUUUCUAGAAAGGUAUUUGUAAUUUUAACACGUACUCUUUAACCCACUAUCGUCGUUGUUCGGUUAGGUUUAUUUUAAAUUUUACGGCAAUUGGGUACUUUACUAAUGUAAAGGUGGCGGGGCAGGGUGUGUGGGGAAAGUAGGGACUCAAAACGAAAUUUUGCGGCUCAGACCCGUCUCACGGUAGGUGAGGAAACUGUUGAACGCGCUGGUUCGGAAAAAUGAUCACUCUCGCGAUCUUCCUUGGUUUAUUGAUACAUCUUUCGUCUUUAUUAAAAAAUGGCUCUAUGUUUCGUCGUGAAUCGGUACAGCACGCUCAGUUGGACAUUCUGGGAAAGUUGAGUAGGCGUAUGUGUUUGGUUUGAGAAUCCCAACCCCAGGGGUAUGUGCAUGGUUUGAGACUCCCACUCCCUCUCUCACGUUCCAAUACGCUCUGUCGCCUCGGAAAGAUGAAGACCUAAUAAGCAUAUUGUAAAUUGUAGUAAAUAUCCUCUCCGGCCUUAACACUGACUUAACAACGUAAAAUUGCAUCGUACUUUGUGGGUGCCGUGCCUUGAAUUGUUCAUAUUACUAUUAAGCUCUAAUUAUAAUAUAUUUCACCCAAGCGAAUGUUAUUCACCUUCAGCAUCAUCCUAAGGAGAUAUCUAUGAGUGACCCAGAGAGAAUUUCUCCUUACAAUAGCAUACAUCAUGAAGCAUAGAAGUGGUGAGAAUAAAGAAAAGUAUCAGGUUGGGGAUUAUUAGUUGAUCCAAUACCAAAUUCUCCAAAUUGACGUCAUAAGAAUUGUAUGGUAGACAGUAAGGAGAAUUCGUAAUGAGAUCUUAGGAGUUAAAUGGUUUAAAGAAGCAUUUACAAUAUCAAGUUGUCUCAGGCAUUUUUCCUUGGCGAAGUAGAUGAAAAAAAUUUUACACAGUUUGGCAAAUUUUCUCGGUCAAAAACUUACUCGCAAGGGUUUUACCUCGCAGAUUUGUUAGCAAAAUGCUGUUUUCAAACACGAUUUUUUAAAAUCCAGAUGACUAAACAUAAGCACUUUAUGAACAUCAAAACUAUACCCAGCAAGGGUUACUUUCUUCAAAGAUUUUCUUUGCUAAUUUAUACGACGAACAAUCUUGCUGUAAGUAACCUGCUGGAGCUAAUGAGACUAAUAUGAAUUUAAUUCAUUAUUUGAUUAAGUGAAGUUUAGUUCUAUCUUUUCAAAGACCAACAUGACAUUCCUCAAGGUUCCUUUUAAUAACUAGAAAAUUUGUGUUAGAUUGGUGAUGAUUGUGCUCUUAUUUGUUAUUGGUGUUACGUUAAGCUUUUACUUGUAAUAAAAUAGUCUGAACACGAA
Messenger RNA from Pocillopora verrucosa, 2111 nucleotides. The record is from RefSeq and is a predicted model, not a curated record. NCBI's taxonomy places the organism in Eukaryota, Metazoa, Cnidaria, Anthozoa, Scleractinia, Pocilloporidae.